Messenger RNA from Ambispora leptoticha, 1491 nucleotides. The record is from the annotation of a GenBank genome assembly. NCBI's taxonomy places the organism in Eukaryota, Fungi, Glomeromycota, Glomeromycetes, Archaeosporales, Ambisporaceae.
AUGGACACCGGCAAAGGACUAGGUAUUUACAUCCCUUUAGAAAAUGAUGAAAAUCACGAACAGCAGCAGCAACAACUACUACUACAGAGAAAUGAUAAUUCGGUGAUAGAUACGCAAAGACAAAAUCAACAGCAUCAUCAUGACUAUCAAUGUUCCAAUAAUGAAAAUCUGCCGGUCACUCAUCAGUUGAUAAAAGAAAGAUGGAGAGAUUCCAAUUCGAAUUAUCAACCUAAACAAAAUAAUUGUGCUACAAAUUCCGCAGAGAAUGAAUGCCAGAGCUCAGAGAAUCGUAUCACGUUCUAUAAUAAUGCUAUUGCUCAACAGCAACCAUCAUCUUCUGGAACUCCCCAUUUCGUAUAUCCUCGAUAUUUCUAUGAAUCUCAUCACGGAUAUUUACCACCUCAACCACAACCCUCACAACACGCUAUAUCUCAUUAUUAUCAUCAUCAGCCACCGACACCGCAGACACAAAUAUCCGGUGAGAAUAAAUAUUCUACAAUCCCAGCAGCCACACAAUGUUCGGCGCUAACGUGUGCGAGCAUUCCGCCGCAAUACACGAAUUCGUUUUUACACUCACAACACAUGAGUCAACAUCUUCAAUUCUAUUCGCAUCCAAAUGCACCAAUUGCCUCUGUAGUCGCACAAAGUCUUCAAGAAUAUACAUCGUUGGCAUCUGCAGCGACCAAUUCGAAUUCGGAACGUGCCCUUCUAAAAAAAGGUCGUAAAUUUCCUACGUCACCGUCAAUAUCUUCAUCUAAAUAUGAAGAAACAAACGCGUAUCAUGGUACAACACAUCAGCAUCAACAACAGCAGCGUAAAGGUGAUCAAUUGAAAUGUUCAAAUUGCGGAGUGAGAGAGACACCAGCUUGGCGUCGUGAUUUACAAGGAAUUGCGUUAUUAUGCAACAGUUGUGGCUUAUAUCUAAAGAAUAAAGGAGUUCAUCGUCCCACCGAGCGUGCGCCUGAUGGUACUAUUAGACUCAAAAGAGCCUCGAAACAAGAAUCGGAAAUUUCUUGCAGUAAUUGCCACACGAAAAAUACUCCUUGCUGGAGAGGAAAUCAAAAUCAUAAGCUGUGCAAUAAAUGCGGAUUAUUCCUAAAAACACAUGGCUAUCCGCGUCCACCAAGUCCCGAAUUGAGGGCUAGACGUGGAUUGUCCACCGUUGCGGUUGUAUUUUCAAGUACUAGCAAUAAUAGUAAUAAUGUUCACAACGAUUCGAUGACUGUUAAUCGUGCAGAAUCGCAUGAUGUUCAAGAGCAAGAACAACGACAACAGCAAUCGAUAUCAUGUACUGAAUCUCAAUUGAAACCUCAAACGCAACAACAGAAUGAGCCACAUUCUCCUCCGAUCGUUGAACCAAAACAAGAUCAUCUAAAAGAAGAAAAAAAACAUAAGCAAGCUGAAAAUGAGGCUCAACAACAAUUAUCAGACUCUGAAUCGGAGCUCAAUAACAAUAACAAUAAUAUUUCGGAUUCUUUAGCAAAAAGUUGA